Molecule: messenger RNA, 3543 nt
Organism: Bicyclus anynana (squinting bush brown)
Lineage: Eukaryota; Metazoa; Arthropoda; Insecta; Lepidoptera; Nymphalidae
Gene: os
Exons: 9
Coding region: 172-1521 (449 amino acids)
Biological process (GO): L-alanine transport; amino acid transmembrane transport
Cellular component (GO): vacuolar membrane
Molecular function (GO): L-alanine transmembrane transporter activity; L-proline transmembrane transporter activity
Source: RefSeq, a predicted model, not a curated record
UACCAUGGUAGAGGUACCUAUCAUUAAACCUACUUUAUACCUCUAGUACCUUCCAGUCGCACGCACUGUCGGCUGUCGCAGUCUGUAAAGAAACCUUGUGUUGCGUGGUCGUGUCUCCCGAGCAGCUCAACAGUAAACCAAGAAUUGGGGCGAGUCAGCAGUUGAAGCAGCAUGUCUAAGAAAAGCGCGUUGGAGCCGACAAUGGCGCCGGGCCCGGCGGAGCCUACCGAGUCAACGCCUCUCGUGCCAAAGCUGGGUUCGGAGGAUGGUGCAGGAAAAGGCGGUAAUGGUGGAGGACUGUCCGUGAACCAGACUGCCUUCUUGGUGGCUGGAGAGAUGGUUGGCAGCGGAGUUCUGGCGCUGCCUCGAGCACUCGUCAAGACCGGCUGGGUGGGUGUCCCUGUUCUGGUGCUGACUUGCCUCGCUGCAGCCUUCAGCGGCAAGCGCCUCGGUGACUGCUGGACCAUGAUCGAGAGGGGAGACCCUGAGAUGAGGACCAGGAAACGGAAUCCGUACGCCAUUAUCGCUGAACAGUCUCUGGGAAAGACGUGGAGCGUGGCGGUGUCCCUGGCUAUGAUGGUGACGCAGUUCGGCGUGGCGGUGGUGUACCUGCUGCUGGCUGCGCAGCUGCUGGAGCAGGUGUUCCUGUCGCUGGCGCCGGCCGUCUCCAUCUGCAUGUGGUACCUCGUCGUGGUCGGCGCCAUGACGCCGCUCAUGCUCUUCGGCACGCCCAAGGACUUUUCGUUCUUGGGAGUUAUAGCGUUCUUCUCGACCGUAGUCGCGUGUAUCUUGUACUUCAUCCAGAUGAUGAGUGAUGUCCGUCCGUUCGUGUUCCGCUGGGGCAUCCACGGCUUCAGCGAUUUCUUCCUCGCGAUGGGCAUCAUCGUGUUUGCGUUUGGCGGGGCUUCUACGUUCCCCACCAUACAGAACGACAUGGCUGACAAGACAAAGUUUAACAAGAGUCUGCAGUAUGGUUUCACCGCAAUGUUGGCCCUGUACCUACCUAUUGCGACGGCGGGUUACGCGGUGUACGGAGAGUCAGUGGGUUCUAACUUCGUCACGUCGCUCUCUCCCACGGCGCUGACUCUGGUUGGCAACGUGUUGAUGUCCAUACACCUUGUGUGCGCGUUCAUCAUCCUCAUAAACCCCGUUUGCCAGGAGUUGGAGGAGCUGUACAGCAUUCCCAGGGAUUCCGUGGGCUAUCGCGCGCUUGCGCGUCUGUCUGUGAUGGCGGCCAUCUUGUUUAUCGGCGAGAGCAUCCCGCGUUUCUACACCAUCCUAGCGCUAGUGGGCGGCAGCAGCGUGGCCUUGCUCACCCUCGUACUGCCCUCCUACUGCUACCUCAAUCUCGUCGCGCGCCCGCCCGCUGAGGGCCAGCAGCCAACAGAGACACCCAGCUGGGUGAAGUUCGUCUGCUGGGAAAUCAUCGUCGCGGGCAUCGUCGUGGGUGUGGCGGCCACUUGCAGCGCUCUCAGCGCCAUCUUCAGCACGUCGAUGGCCACGCCGUGCUAUCUGAAGUGAAGUGACGGCGCCCGCUGACCCGCUGUCGCUGCCAGUGUCACACACAUCACAGCAGUGCGGGGAGGCGCACAGUUCAACGGGAGAAUCGGGCAUAUAACAAAUAUUAAAUACAUGUAGAAGUACAAACAAGAAGUUACUACUACUUUGUUGAAGUUAUGUUAAAUGUAUAAAUUCAAUUAUUCUAAUCUAUACAAAAAGAUUUUGAUGAUAUUUUACUAUUAUAUAUUGAGAUAAUAUAAGCAUUAGAUGUAUAAUUGUAUAGUAAAUACAUGAAAUUAAUUAAGAAUACGUCCUAUAUCUUGAAUGCGGAUCAUCAAUUUAUAUCCAAAUUGACGAACUUUAAAAAGAACAACUCAAAAUUAAAAAAUAAAUAAUUCGAAAUUAAUUUAAAAUUUUUAGUUGUUCUUUUAGAGUUUGUCAUUUUCGACAUGUACUCUUAAAAUGUACUCGUACUUUUAAACUUUCAGACUAAAGAUUCUGACUAAAGACUCAUUGGACCUAUCCCGCAUCCGAUGCGAUGAAGCUGUGAUGAUUAGGCGCCGAAGGGGUCUAAUUCCUUAAGUACAACUAGCUAUUGUUAUAAACGAAGUAUAUGUUCAUGUUAAUCUUUAUUUUUAACUUAACAAUAUAAUUUGCGUUAUAUGAAAGCCUCUACCAAUAUAUAUAUAUGUUGCGCUAUUGCAACGACCACAUCUCUUGCAUUUCUCGACUGUUUGCAGCAAAUGGGUGGUGUACCUACUUGUUACAAACACAAUAUUUGUACAAUUCUUAGUAACUUCAUAGAUACGUGCAAGCUGAAUUUUCAUAGACUCAACGUUUGAGUAACUACUGCGGCUUUUUGGUACUACAAUUUAAGGAUCCAGAUCGUCAAGUAUAAAACGUAAUAUAUUUAUAUUUUCUACAAAAUAUCAUGCUCUUAAUGACCCUAGUUGACAGACACAACUUCUUAUAACGUUUGAAAUUUCAAUAUUUCUAGUGUUUUUCAAAGAACUACCAAAAGGCUGAGUGACUGGCGCCUAGGGACAUUAUUUUCCAUAUUAUACCGAAAAAUAUAUAUAACUUUAUAACCUCAGUAGCUCAACGUUAAGAGUCUGUCACAGUCUUUCCCGACUAACUGGAGGGAAAUGGGAAUGUUGGUCAUAUUUAAAAAGAUAUGGCAAAUAUUCUUUUUUUUAAUUAUACUUACUCGUACUUAAGAUAAGAAACUAGGAGCAUCUCGAAGUUUCAGCUUUUAUCCAAAUCAAGCGUGACUGUUUGUAAAGACUAUCACCGGUUCGGAAGGCAGGUUCUGCUGAGGCAAGGCAAGAGGAAUGUCUGACUAAACAAGCGCGGCUCGUUCUAUCAUAAAGAGAACGCAGUCUCAUUUAGUCAUUGGUUACUAACAUAGUUCGUAAUUAUAUGAUCAAUGUUAAUAAUAUCAAAUAAAUAAAUAAUUAUAAUUAUUAAUCAGUACAUAACUAUGUACUAGAUUAACUGGUCUAAUUGUAGUCUCUACAACAUUCAUAUUAAUUGAAUUUAUCUAUAAGAAAACGAGUUUUUAGUAACUUAAUACAUAAUACUUUUGAGACCUGUUUCCGAAUAGAAAUGGUUCCGCAUGAGAACUUCAACGUUGCUUGAUUACACUUGGCAAUCGAAUUUUUAUUGUCUCUUCUCUCCAAAAAAAUAGUGCUAAAAAUCAGAACACGAGGUAUACAGGACUACGCUAUUUACAAAUAGGUACUGUAUUAAAGGCGUGCAUUCGAUAGAUGUCAGAAGGCGCCUAUCCAGAGGACUGACUCAAUACGAAAUAAUCUUCCAUUUUGUAUAAUUUGUAUAGUGUCUAGUUGAGAACUUUGUGCACGCCACAAGCAUUACACCUACCUGCUAUACUCUGCGCAGUUCACCAGCAGCAUGAUGGCAAACUUCAGUGACGACUGUUUUUCUGGCUAGAAUUAUAAGUUCUGUACCUACACACUAAAAUAUAGAUUUAGAUGUACCUAGCUACUAUUGUUCUGAUAAAUAAACGUUUAAUAUAAAAAUUAA